GCGCCGGCCGCCAUAGGCUCAUCUCCGUCCGCUUCGAGUUCCUUUUUAUUUGCAGAGCAAACCAACAACCUCCGUCUCAUGGCUGUUUACGAUCGCAUCUCCCAUUACAUGAGCGGCGGCGCCCGCUUAGAAACUUCCGAUGUGAUCCGACUCUGUUACUCCUUCGCCAAAGCUAUUGACGGUUCACUCAUACUUAAUGAUAUUCCUGGAAUUGCUCUUCGUUUGCCUCCACUAGUCAAAAAGGUUUAUGAGUGGAGGAAGAAUCCUGCACUUCAGCCAGCUAUCAUGAUGGUGCUUAUCUCUAUUAAGAAUGCAUGCAAGCGGGGAUGGUUUCGUGCUGUAGAAACUGAGGAGCUCCUGCGCAUGGUGAACGAGAUGUGCAGCAUAUUUUGUACAGAUUUAUGUUUGAACACUCAUGUCAGCCAUGCUUUUGAUACUAUUUCCAAAAUAAUGCCAAGGUUUUAUCCUCAUUUGAUGCUACACAGUUUAAUUGUUUCUUUUGAAGCAAAGCCUGGUUAUGAUGUUCUGAUGUCCGAUUUCCAUCUCUCAAAGAACCAACAUCCAGAACAGAAGAAAGUUUUGAUUGUUGUUAAGACAGAGAAUUUGGAAACCUCUUCAUGUAUUGCGAAUCCCCAAGUGAGCUUCUUGAUCAAUGGAAAAGGUGUGGAGAAAAGGAAUAAUACCUCACUGCAUUGUGGACCUCAACUUCCAACGGACAUAUCCAGAAUGCUUAAGGAAGGAGUAAAUGUUCUUCAGGCAAUUGGAUAUUUUGAUGGCACUUUUCUGAUAGCAUUAGCAUAUAUGAGCAAGAUGACCAACUUUACGCAUGCACUGAAAGAGUAUGUCCAGCCAGUCGCAACGCAUGAAUCUGAUUCUGAAAUUAUUGAGGGGCGAUCAAGAAUAUUACUUAAUUGUCCAAUAAGUUUAACAAGAAUGAAAACUCCGGUUAAGGGUCAUCUUUGCAAGCACCACCAGUGUUUUGAUUAUGACAACUUCUUGGAAAUAAACUCAAGGAAGCCAAACUGGCGUUGCCCUCAUUGUAACCAGCCUGUCUGCAUGAUUGACUUACGGAUUGACCAAAAUAUGGUUAAGAUAUUAGAGGAGGUGGGAGAAGAUGUUGCUGAAGUUGUUAUUUGUGCUGAUGGGACAUGGAAUGUAGUCGAUGGUCAUCAUGAUGACCAGGUUCAUGAUCAAACUGUCAGCAAGGAAUUUGAAACAAAUAAAUCUAAAAUUUUAAUGGCAGAUCCUGUGGAUCUAACAAUGGACGAAGAAGAUGACAAUUGCGACAUAACACAGACAUUAAGACAAGAGCUAUUCAUAAAUGGUUGUGCAAGCCAGACUUACGACCAUAUAUCAGAAGCUGAAGACAGGAAACCUUUCAUUGAGGUUGGAUUUAAUCAAGUGCCUCAGUUUCUUGCCAACAAUACAUCCAAUGCUACUCAGGUACCAGUCUAUCAGCCAGGAAACAGUAUACAACCACCAUUCAUAUCGUCCUAUGCCACUAAUGGAUCUGUAGCUCCUGCUGGAUCUCUUCACAUGGGAAGUUCACAAACACUUCCGCCUAUGCUGAGCAACUUUGUUCAGUCAGACGCUGUUUCUCCCCUCGUCGAUCAAACCCAAUUAGCAGUCAAUGCUCUUCCAGCUGUUAAUAAUGUAAACGAGAGGAUAGCUGGAAGGCCUGCACCCAGAUACGCUCCUGUUGCAGUUCAGGCUCUUCCAGUGCUACAACAAACACACAAUACAUCUCGAAGAUUGCAUGCUAAUUUACUCGAUACUCCAUUAGCCUCUAGGCAUUUAUCUCCUAGGCAAUAUCAAACAGUUAAUGUAUCUGGAACACCCCAAGAGAACUUCAGUGGAGGAGUAACUAACAUGGACGUGCAACAUCUCACGAGAACUUCAGAUACAUCAGCAAUGCAGGAUCAUAUUCCGAAUGAAGCCACAAUGCAACAAGCGGUUGGGCUACCAUCACCAAGCACAUUAAACAGUAGAUCACCUUUUAGCCAUCGGAGGGGACCAAGUGACAUUGAUGCACUUCGAGCUUCUCUUCAACCUUCGCCCUUCUCCCGCAAUCCUCUCCAAACACCGCCAGGUUUCAGGACGCAUCUGCCCAUGAGCCAAGCUUCGAACGUUUCUUUGCAAUCUCCCAGCCUUCCAUCUGUGGUUCGCCAGCCAUCACAAAACACGAUCGGCCUUGCAGCUGGUAAUUUUGCAAAUCAGCGAAGUCUUGCUCAAGCUUCUCUGCCACCCCAGUUUUCAAGAUCGCUGUCCACUUCCGCGUCCAAUUUGCCGGCAUCUUGGGAGAACUCGAGAGUGGUCGGUACAGAUCGAUGGAGGAGCAUGACAGGGGGAACACCUUCACCACUUCAAAGGUCAGAUGGGCUUCCUGAGCUUCCAUCCGAGCAGAAUUGGAGACCAAUUGGUAGAAUGAGGGGCAGCUUGACUGGCAGUGAUUAUUCAGCUGUUAUAAGUAACUAUAUGCCCCCUUUGAACCAGACCGCUACAGGCAGGCCCUCAUCUUCUCUCUCAAACUCUGAUCAGUUUUCAGCAUUAAUUGCCAACAAUCUCUUGUCUCAUGGAGUACUGAAUCACCAAAUUAACCCUAGUCAGGAUAAUUUUAGCACUCAACAAGGAGAUACAAGGAUUUAACUCUAAACCCUACUGAAAGUAUCUGUUUUCACCUGUAGAUUCAUUGAUCGCUGUACAUUUACAUAUCUGCAGUGGCUCUAUAGUGAGUUGUUUUUUUAUUUUUUUACUUCUUUUUUAACUAUUCAAGUAGCUGAGUUACCGUAUAAUGUUGAGUGUGAUCAAAUAUGUUAAAAUGAUAGAUGUGUCCGUUCAUAA
Phalaenopsis equestris is the source of this 2841-nucleotide messenger RNA. Its product is annotated as E4 SUMO-protein ligase PIAL2-like. NCBI's taxonomy places the organism in Eukaryota, Viridiplantae, Streptophyta, Magnoliopsida, Asparagales, Orchidaceae. The coding region runs from base 79 to 2646 and encodes 855 amino acids. Gene Ontology annotation, molecular function: zinc ion binding; SUMO ligase activity. The record is from RefSeq and is a predicted model, not a curated record. The transcript has 16 exons. Gene Ontology annotation, biological process: protein sumoylation.